AUGAGACGCCUCGAGGUCGCCGCGCUCGCCCUCCUCAUCGCCGGCGCCGCGGCCGCCGCCCUCGUCCUCUUCCUCGCCCUCUGCCGAGACCGCCGCCGCCGGGGGAGCAGCAUCAUCAAGCGGCCCGCGGCGCCCGAGCUCCCGCUCUCGACGCCCCGCGCGCCCACCACCACCACCAAGGGCUGGCGCCACCACCAGCACCACCUCGCCCUCCUCCUGCUGCUCUGCUCGGGCCGCCGCCGCCGCCUCCGCGCGCGCGUCGAGCCGGCCGCCGCGCCGCCGGGCUCCCGAACGACGCCGACGGACCCGCCGUAUCCGGCCGACGCGCCGCCGCCGUCGUCCACGUCCACGGCGGUGCUGGAGGAGGAGGUGGCGGCGUGGCGGGAGCGGUGGUUCGGCGGCCCCGUCUCGCGGGCGCUCUACACCAUCUACGAGGAGCACGACGAGGAGGAGGAGGAGGAGGAGCCCGCGGGCGCCGGCGACGGGCAAGAGACGGAGACGCCGUUCUACACGCCGCCGACGUCGCCGCCGCCUGCGGGCGACGGUGGCAACAACGGAGCCACCGCGUACGCCGUUCCGAUCCAACUGACCCAGUGA
This is a messenger RNA of Miscanthus lutarioriparius, 597 nucleotides long. Lineage: Eukaryota; Viridiplantae; Streptophyta; Magnoliopsida; Poales; Poaceae. The record is from the annotation of a GenBank genome assembly.